AUGUCAGACGAGAAGUUAAGGGGAGCGAGGGCAGACCCUGCUGCUGCUCCUGCUGCCAACAGUGCUACUGUUGCGGAUGGCGCGGAGACAAAGUUGGCUGUGCCACGCAGUUUGGACCCAGCGCUGAUGAAGCAUCCGCUGCACUCGCCGUGGACCUUGUGGUAUGACUCUAUUUCCACGUACGACAGUGAGCGGUGGGAACUGUCCUUGGUGGAGGUGAUGACGGUGCAUACCGUGGAGGAGUUUUUUGUGAUGUUGCACUACUGCAAGCCGCCGCAUGUGCUUCGUCUUUCGGCCCAAUACCACUUCUUCCGUGAGGGUGUGAAGCCGAUGUGGGAGGAUCCGAGGAACAAAGACGGCGGGAAACUGUGGUUUGGCCUGGAUGACAAGAAAGUUGGAGAUGCCGGAAAGAAGUGGGAAAGUGCCACCACGGGUGCUACUGCAGGUGGAGAGAAGGACGGCACAAAUGCCGGUAACACCAAUAGCAGUAGUAAUCACGGUGCCAAGGCCAAGAAGGACGAGCAUGAGGCAGAAAAGAAGCCUGAGUUCGACACAAUGUGGGAGAAUUUGCUUAUGGCUUUGGUGGGGGAGUACCUUGACCCGGAGCCGGAGGGGGAGCACAUCAUGGGGUUGGUCUUGUCCAAGCGCAAGUAUCAAAACCGCAUUGCCCUUUGGCUGCGUGACGCCUCCGCCAACGAGGCGGUUGCCAGGAUCGAGAAGAAACUAGUGAAGGAGGCCGGCCUGCCGCCGUCGGUGAAGAUAAUCUUCACUCCUCACAGCACCGGGAAGUCGUAG
This is a messenger RNA of Trypanosoma rangeli, 795 nucleotides long. RefSeq names its product eukaryotic translation initiation factor eIF-4E. The record is from RefSeq and is a predicted model, not a curated record. Gene Ontology annotation, biological process: translational initiation. The transcript has a single exon. Gene Ontology annotation, cellular component: eukaryotic translation initiation factor 4F complex. Bases 1 to 795 code for a protein of 264 amino acids. Gene Ontology annotation, molecular function: translation initiation factor activity; RNA 7-methylguanosine cap binding. Lineage: Eukaryota; Euglenozoa; Kinetoplastea; Trypanosomatida; Trypanosomatidae.